AUGGCGCAAUCAGCAGAGCAAACUAUCAAGAUAUGCUGUGUUGGCGCGGGCUACGUGGGUGGACCGACCUCCUCAGUGAUCGCCUUGAAAGUUCCCGAGGUCGACGUUUGUAUCGUGGACAAAAACGCCAACAGGAUUGCGUCGUGGAACUCAGCCUGUCCUCCUAUCAACGAGCCGGGCCUCAUUGAGGCUGUGCAGAUGGCACGAGGGUUGGGACCUGCUUGUCAAUCUCGCAGGCGCAACCUGAGCUUCUCAACUGAUAUUGACAAGGAAGUCCGUGAGGCGGAUAUAAUCUUCAUCUCUGUCGAGACUCCAUCCACCACUGGUGAAGCAUCCCAUCCAGCAACAGGACUGGCUCCUGAUAUGACAAGCUUCUACGCGGCAAUCAAGCAUGUCGCGCAGACGGCCGUCAAGGAUUUCAUACUCGUCAACAAGAGCACUCUGCCAUGUGAACAGCUGAGGAGACCAUGCGGGUGUUACGGGGUCUGCUUCGCCCUGGCGUGCACUGAUCUGCUUAACCCUGACCGUGUCCUGAUCGGCUCGUCCGAUGCGAACAGCGGCAGAGAAGCGGCGCAGUAUCUGGCCGAGCUGUACGCCCGUUGGGUUCCGAAGGACAGGAUUAUGACAAUGAGAAGCCACUCUUGCGAAUUGUCCAAGCUGGCAGCAAACGCCCUCCUGUCACAGCGCAUCAGCAGCAUCAACGCCUUGAGUGCGGUCUGCGAGGAGCUUGGUGCCGACAUCAGAGAGGUUUCCUCCGCCUGUGGACUUGACCACCGGAUUGGUUCAAGCAUGCUGAACGCCACAAUCGGGUUCGGCGGCAGCUGCUUCAAGAAAGAUGUAAUGCAUCUCACAUGGACUGCGUCUCAGCUCGGGCUUCAGGCCGUGGCAUCCUACUUCGGAAACAUCGUGACAAUCAACAACUACCAGACCGAGCGCUGCAUCAGGCGCAUCGUCAGACAUGUUCCGCAACACGCCACGGUGGCCAUUCUCGGGUUCGCUUUCAAGCCCAAGACAGGUGACACGCGUGAGUCGCCAGCUAUCAAGGUGGUCCGUUCCUUGGCGCUGGCGGGCUAUUCCAUCCGCGUUUUCGACCCCCUUGUCAAUGAGGCCAAGGUCAUGAGCGACGUGCGCGCAAGCUUGAACGGGCUCGCGCACAUCGCGGACGAGCGAGUGUCUGUGGGGAAAGACAUCCAAAGUACUUGUCGCGGGGCGAGUGCGAUUGCUGUUCUCAACACCUGGGAGGGCUUACGCCUCUUCCCGACAGAAGGCCACGGGACCCCAACAGCCGAGUGGGAGCAAAUUCGUCGGUUGAUGAAGAGGCCUAGAUACAUUUUCGAUGGACACAAUUACUUGGAGCCUGAGAUUGCAUCUCUUGGCUUCCAUCUAGAAGGAGUUGGACGUCGCGUACGUCGCGCUCGAAACGCGCCACAGAUUCAUAGCAGUCAGGCUCGCAUCUAG
This is a messenger RNA of Diaporthe citri, 1458 nucleotides long. RefSeq lists its product as uncharacterized. The transcript is spliced from 4 exons. Bases 1 to 1458 code for a protein of 485 amino acids. Gene Ontology annotation, biological process: polysaccharide biosynthetic process; glycosaminoglycan biosynthetic process. Lineage: Eukaryota; Fungi; Ascomycota; Sordariomycetes; Diaporthales; Diaporthaceae. Gene Ontology annotation, cellular component: cytosol; nucleus. Gene Ontology annotation, molecular function: NAD binding; UDP-glucose 6-dehydrogenase activity. The record is from RefSeq and is a predicted model, not a curated record.